GGAUAAGGCCAAACAUGAAUUUCAUUCGACUCUUUGAAGGCAACAAGAUAUCACACCAAUCAAUAUCAAGAUAUGAAGAUUACAAAUACACACAUUAUUAGUGCAUAAACAGUAGCUAGCAAUAGAUAUGAGUAAUAAGAAGCAAAGAGAUAUUAAUUUGAUUGUAGUGAGAUUUGAGAGACCAAAAGGGUUGGUUGGUUGUUGGACAAUGGCAAAUAGCUGUUCUUCUUUAGGGUGGGCAGCAAAAUCAGCAAAAUUAAACCAAGGCAACUCCUCCUUUGUAGCUCCAAAUCCAAUACGGAAAGCUUGUAGUAGUAAUGAGUGUGAGUCCACUUGUUUCCCUCAACAUGUUCAUAAUCAUGGUCUUGGUCUUGGUCAUGGUCAUGGUGGUAAUAUUCCUUCAUGUUCCUUUGGAGUUGAAGGGAUAUUUAAAGAACAUCAUAGAGCUGCUGCUACAAUUGCUUCCAAUAUUAAUAGCCAUAGCCAAGCCGAGAAGCGUCGCAGGGACAGGAUUAAUGCACAACUUUCAAUUCUUCGCAAACUAAUUCCCAAGUCUGAUAAGAUGGAUAAGGCAGCAUUGUUAGGGAGUGUAGUUGAACAUGUCAAAGAUCUCAAGAGAAAAGCAAUGGAAAUAAGCAAAGUCAUCACAGUUCCAACAGAUGUCGAUGAGGUCACCAUCAACUACUACUACUUGGAUGAUGAUGAUCAAGAUGGAAGAAGAAGAAGAAGAAGCUCCACCAUCAUCAAUGGUAAUAAUGUCUUCAUCAAGGCUUCUGUUUGCUGCGACGACCGGCCAGAACUCUUUGCAGAGCUCACCCAAGCUCUCGGUGGCCUAAAACUGAGUACAGUUAGAGCUGAUAUGGCUUGUUUGGGAGGCAGAAUUAAGAGCAUCUUGGUCCUCUGCACCAAGGAUAGUAAAGAGGUUGUUUCCAUGAACAAUGUCAUACAAUCCCUUAAUGGAGUAUUGAACAGAAUUGCUUCAUCUUCCACAGGUUCAAACCACCGUGUAAAAAGCAAGAGGCAGAGGUUCUUCUUGCCUUCUUACUAGCCACCAUGUUUUUUUUGAAGACCUUCGUUGAGUUAUCACCAUGUUUGGCUAAAGGGAAUUUGAGUUCUUGGUAGACGCCUAUAACUACAGCUUUCUUCCUUAUUUGUAGUUCUCUAAUUGUAACAAUGAUGAUGAAGUUAGCAUUCUGUAUUGGUUAAAAAAAAAAACUCCAAAAUAUUUUGACUAGUAGCCAAAAUUUAAAUGGAGGUGAUUGGCGGGUGUUAA
This is a messenger RNA of Camellia sinensis, 1273 nucleotides long. Its product is annotated as transcription factor bHLH51. Gene Ontology annotation, biological process: regulation of DNA-templated transcription. Gene Ontology annotation, molecular function: DNA-binding transcription factor activity; protein dimerization activity. NCBI's taxonomy places the organism in Eukaryota, Viridiplantae, Streptophyta, Magnoliopsida, Ericales, Theaceae. The record is from RefSeq and is a predicted model, not a curated record.